AUGGCGAUGCUAGAUAGGCAACAUUCCAACAUUUUGGAAAUUACCAUCAGGUUUAUGCUACCCUCAGGAAUUAAUGGAAUCAAGAGGUUGUUUGAGCCUUUUCUUGUGGAGCAGGAAGCUGUAUUGUUUCCUGAUCUGCCAGCAGCCUUCAGAGUUUGCAUCUGCUUGGCCAACGUUGUGUCUCUGAGUUUAUCUCAGGUCCGGGCAAAGUCCACUGAGGGCUCCAAUGGAAUCCACAAAGCAAACGCCAGAGAGGACAUUAAGUGGAAACCCAGCCUAAAACUGAGGGGCCUGUCCAUUCCAGACUGGAUCCUGGGCUCAGCUGUUCUGGCUUGCAAUGAUGCCACUGGUGAUGAGGUCUCCAGUGGCAGCUUUUAUGACAGAGCUCCCUGGCUGGUUCCUGUUUUCUGGGAUCUUUCUGCCCGUGACUCUGCUGCUGCUCCUUCUCAUUGCUUACUUCAGAAUCAAAUUGAUGGAGUUUCUUCACUUCUCUGGCAGGAGUUAAUGCAGAAGUGGCACAGGCUUCUGAUCCCCAAGACAUUAACCGAGAUGACUAUCUCCAGUACCAGAGACGGAAGAAGCAAUACGACAUUCAGAGAUCAGCCACAAAAACAAAAUGAGUUUAAAGGGAUUCGCUGGGCUGGCAGAUAACCAGCAACAUAUUGCUCAUAUCUAGGCACAUAAAACAAAACCUCGAGGGAAACAAAAUGGUAAGAGGUUUGUCCUGUAUGCUAUCCGGCACAUAAAUAGCAACUGUCAUCCGUAGGGCCUCAUCACUUCAUUUUAUCUUCUGUGAGAUGCAGCUAAACAACAGUUUUUCUGAUUCACCGUCAACAGUGGUUUACUAAAAUACAGUGUGAAUUUUUAACAAGAAUUCUCCCUCUUUUUUUAAUACUUGGCUUCAGGGAAGCAAACAUCGAAUGAGUCUAUUUGAGUUUGGUGGUU
Molecule: messenger RNA, 945 nt
Organism: Phascolarctos cinereus (koala)
Lineage: Eukaryota; Metazoa; Chordata; Mammalia; Diprotodontia; Phascolarctidae
Source: RefSeq, a predicted model, not a curated record